Blastocystis hominis is the source of this 1230-nucleotide messenger RNA. RefSeq lists its product as hypothetical. Bases 1 to 1230 code for a protein of 409 amino acids. NCBI's taxonomy places the organism in Eukaryota, Bigyra, Opalinata, Blastocystidae. The record is from RefSeq and is a predicted model, not a curated record. The transcript is spliced from 2 exons.
AUGUAUCGUAUUUUAAUAGUUAUUUCUAUACUAUUUUCUAUAUUAUGUCAGUAUCAUUCUUUCAAAUAUAAUCUCUCGCUGAAAGAAAAUGAAAGAAAGAAACUAUCGACUAAAGAAUCUAUAAAAUCUGUGAUAAAACCAAAUGGAAUAACAGCUAGUAUUACUACAAAGAAGGCAAUUAAAAUUCAAAGCAAUGUUUGCAAUUCUACCUUAGUCUAUCCAGAAUAUGCCCAUUCUACUCAGUGCUAUCCUCAAUUACAUAUCCAAUCUCUAUUUGUCCACAAAUCAUUUCCUAAUCCGCGACCACCAAUUAUGGAACGAGGGAUUGUUUAUUACUUGUAUACUCAAAACAGAUGUGGUGAAAAUCCAAGAUAUCUAAAGGAGGUGGAAAGGAACAGUGCAGCUGUUAAGGCAAAAGAUCCUAAUGCCAAAAUUGCUGUAGUUACUAACUGUGACAUACUUGCAUCAACUGCAAAGCUAAUUGAUGUGAUUGUCCCAGUUCAUAAUGAAGAUGUGGUGCAAACCAGUAAAAAGCAAUGGCUCACUCGUGUGUUGUACAAUGCUUAUCUUCCAUUCAAUUAUUCUUUUAUCACGGAUACUCAUGUUUAUCCUUGUGAUAAUAAGUCCUAUACAGAUAUCUUUGAUCAAUUCAAAAUAUCCAAGAUCGAUAUAUCGUUUUCAUGUAGAGUGAACCGUGGACCUUAUCCUUCUGGAGGAGCCGUAUUAUCAAAAUGGGGAAAAGGAAGUUAUGAAUUUUGGAUCAGAACCUAUAAACUCCAAGCACGAAAACACAUUUUUGAUGAUCAAAGUCCGAUGUAUUCAACCAUGAAAGAGUACCGAAACAAAUUGUUUUCAUUUAGAUGGUUGAGCAGUAACUAUUUUUAUGCUUCCCAUGGAAUUACGGAAAAGGGAGUAUUUUCAGGUCCUGCUCGUUGUUACAGGAGUUCAGUAAUUGUGACAGGUCCUUUACGAUGGAUUCAUGGAAGUCCAGAUGAAUGUGAAAUAAUGAAUGGAAAAGAUAGAGAACUAAUAAAUAAACCUAGAGCAUGGUUCUUAAGGGGCAUAUGCAAUACCACAGCCAAAGGAAUCAAAGUUAUAACAUCUAGUGCAGAAAUGAAGAAAGCCGUUUAUCCUUAUGAAGCACCCAAACUUGAUUGGGAUGUAGAUUACAAUAAGAAACCAAGAACAGAGUUAUUUUGGGAAUAUUGGCGUGUUUGUUUCAAUUCAUAA